Hypomesus transpacificus is the source of this 4448-nucleotide messenger RNA. Its product is annotated as immunoglobulin-like domain-containing receptor 2. Gene Ontology annotation, biological process: pancreas development. Gene Ontology annotation, cellular component: membrane. Lineage: Eukaryota; Metazoa; Chordata; Actinopteri; Osmeriformes; Osmeridae. The record is from RefSeq and is a predicted model, not a curated record.
UUUGUUUAAAUGGGAACACUUGACAUUGGUAUGGAAAUGUCCUUGCUGUCUGACCCUAAACCUACGCUUAUGAGCAGCCUAAGCUAUACGAACCACCUGUCGUUUGUGGCAUACGUAUGACACGUUGAUGAUCAUCUCGUACAGUAAACUACAUUCCGUCAACAGAGUUUAUAUUUAGAAAUAUUGCAAAAGUUACUCCUCGGCCAGAUAUUUUCAAGAACAUUAGCUCACUCUGCUGGCCUCAGCAUCGGUGAAGCUUCGGUGAGUUUAAAACAAGCGGACGCCCCCGCGGCUCGCCGCCCUGAAAAGGAGCAGAGGAAAGAAGCACCACCCAUUCUUGCGGUACCGUCCCGUUAUUCACGAGCUCAGUGCGAGGAGCGCCUUGGAAUAACGGUUUUCAGGAAUGAGGCGAAAGAGAUUGAAGGGAGAAUAUGUACCCGCGUCCGAGAGUACUUCUCUAAACAUGAACGCGGGGAUUUGGAGAACGUUUCUUAAACUGCGCUGCUGGAUUGCUGUAGGACUUUGUCUAACAGCCAUCCCAUCCUGUGGGGGAGUCCAGGUGUCGGUAAGAGAGGACAGGAAGUAUGCCUUGCUGUUCCAGACGGUGGUUCUGCCUUGCCAGUACUCCAGUAUCUCCACCCAGACCCCCGUGGUCCAGUGGUGGUACAAGUCCUACUGCCGUGACCGCACGCGCCAAGCCUUCGCUUACCCAGACACCCACGGGGCCCCCGGGGGUCAUGGGGGCCGCGGAGGCCUUGGGGGGGUGGAGCAGGGCUACGCGUCCCAUCUGGAGUGCCCUGACAGCAGCCGCACGGUCCGGAUCAUAGCCUCCAUCUCUGGAGCCUCCAUCACUCUGUCUGAGCACUACAAGGACAGGGAUAUCUCCAUCCUCAACAAGGCAGACCUGCGUAUUGGGGAAGUGCAGUGGGGUGACAGUGGGGUCUACCUGUGUAAAGUAGUGAUAGCAGAUGACCUGGAGGGACUCAACGAAGCCCCUGUAGAGCUGCUGGUGCUAGGUAACUUAGGUGAGCCGGGCGACCUGCUGCCUGAACUAGACCUGACCCUGAUGCCAGAGUGGGUGUUUGUGGGGGCGGUGUCUCUUGGCAGUGUGCUGCUCCUCCUGCUGGUGGGGCUGUGCUGGUGCCAGUGCUGCCCUCACUCCUGCUGCUGCUACGUCCGCUGCUGCUGCUGCCCCGACACCUGCUGCUGCCCUCGGCACUUGUACGAGGCUGGGAAGGGGAUCAAGAAUAGCAGCUCCAGCCCCCAGAUCGCCCUCUACCCCCCCUACUAUGUGUCUGGGGUUCCCACCAUGCUCCCCAUUGCCCCCCCUUCCCUGGUCGACCCCAAGUCCCUCACCCCCUCAGAGAACAGCCUGACCGGAGUACGGCCCGUGUUCCGUGUCCCGUCCAGCCAGGAUCAGAACUCUCUUAGGGUUCUGCAGUAUGUAGAGAAGCAACUGGCCCACUUCAACCCCGCCCGGAGCAACAGCCACACCUCCUGCAGCCUAUCAGAGCUCAGUUCCCUCCACGAGGCGGACACAGGAUUCCGUCAGACCUACCGGCAGGUGGCCAAGAAGGCCCUGCCCGCCAUCCCAGACCUCGCCCACGACCUUGAACAUGACCUUGAAGUUGAACGAGAGAGAGACAGAGAACAAGAGAGGGAACGAGAGAGAGACCGUGAACGAGAGAGAGACCGUGAACGAGAGAGUGCGAACGAGAGAGAGAACGGGAGCACGAGAGAGAAAGAGAGCGAGAAAGAGAUCUUCCUGAACCCCCCCCGCCACCCCCCUUCCCUGACGACCAGGUCAGCGCGCAGCCAACAUCAACACAACCACAGUACAGAGGAGCACCGUAACAGGUGGAACCCUCGUUCAGAGCACCUGCAGAGGAAGGAGUUCCGUCUGAGAGGACGCACCGGUUCAUUGGACGAGCUGGAGGAGUUUGCUACCUCCUAUAGGCAGAAAGGCCCCAAGGGGGAAGAGCGGGAUUACGGCAUGGAGAUGAGCGAGAGAAACCAUCACCGGCCUGACGACGGCAAGCGUUACCGUGACGACGAUGCACGCUACCCGCGGCAACGAGGACAGCGAAUGGGGAGGCAACGUUCCCCUCCACCCUCCCCGAAGAAGAGGAGGGACACCUGUGAUGCCGAUCACCCCACCCCCCCUCGCCACAGCCCAACCAGGGAGAAGGACUACGACGACACGUUCCUGACUAGCCUAUUGGAGCGCAAGGCCAAACUGAAGGGCGUGGCCAAGGGCGGGGAGGAUUCAGACACGCCCUCUAAGGGCAGCUCUAAAAAGAGCAGCCGGUCGCCUAGCACCCGGCCCGAGGAGGACGAUUCUCUGCCGCCAUAUAGUGAACGGGAAAUGGAGCGAAUGAGAGCCGCCGAGCCCUCCCCCCGACCAAUCCUACACUCGCGUUCAUCCCAUGGCCCCUCCCACACUCCUCUGGACCGAAGAGAGGAGAGAGACAAGUCUAAGAAACAGAGCACGCUCCUCAGCCGAGACUCUCUCAUAGUCUGAUUCCCUGACACAGGGGAGGAGGAAGUAGAAGGGCGGUCGUUCCUCCCUGGACCAGUGGGGUCAUGGCAUACGGUUGUUGGCAACCAAUGAAAGCAAGCGUCCACAAAUAGCAUAUUGGAUAUACCUAAGUGACCAAUCAAAUUGACUGUGUGCUACACUUGAGAGGCUGCUUGGAUCUCAGCCCUGGACCGUGGAUGAGGCUUUCAAGGUUGCUAAAAAUACAGGAGAGAAAGAGGAAAAGACAGAGUGGGGGAAGAAGGAGAACAUUCACUCCAUUGUUGUUUAUUACUGAUGCUGGUAUUGUAAAAGGGGAACGAUUGACAGUUCCUCCAUUCCAUUGUCUUCCCCGGCUCACAUUGAAACACCGGCAAACUCUCUCUUUUGUACACACUUUGUCAUAAACACCAAGACAAUUCUUACUAACGGCCAUGUUAACACACACACACUUUCUCCCUCUCACACACACUCUCCCUCUCACACAAACGCCGCCUCAGUCUCAGCUGACACAGGGCUUUCUCACUCUUUCUGACAUCACCGAUGAUGUCACCCCUGGCUCCUGUUCCCAGAGGCUGUCUGACGUUGAGACAAUGUUGGGUAGACGUCAGAACCAGGACCCCCACCCUGGCCCCGCCCCCCUGCUGAGCUCCACAUAGUGAACCCACUGUGUGGAGCAGGAUGAAACCACCACAGCAUCACUGCCAUGGCAACGUUGGGGCGAGCGAUGCUGUUGUUGAAGAUCCUGCCUCAGCCUCGAGCCCCUAUACAAUGUCUGUAUUUGAUACAAUGUAGAAAACAGUGUUGAUGUAGAAUCUGAUACUUAGCUGUAGCAUUGUAAAGGUUCACAAAUUUUUUUUUUUUUUUAAAGACAUUUUGGAGUUCUAUGUGUUGAAAUAUACUUUUAUGGAGUUAAAAUGGCAUUAGAUUUGUUUGUACUUUCAUGAACAGUAUAUGAUUGCUUCCUCUGUGUGUUGAGUGUAUGGUAUUGUAUUGUAUGAUCGUGUUCAGGAGUAAAUUAUUGUUUUGGUGUGAGUGUGCGUGCAUGUAUAUGAUUGUGCGAGUGUGUGGGCAUGUUUAUGACUAUUUAAACACCUGAUAAGAUAACUGUGUUUGCUCUUAAUGUGUUCAGCCUGUCCUUAUCAAAUGUUAAACACUAAAUCACCACCUUUAUCUCCUAACAACAUAAACACACACACACACACACGCUCAUAAAAAGUACACUCAGUUUACAUUGAGAUUUUCAAUGCCAUUGGCUGCAUACUAUAGUGUUAUCUUUGUCUUCGUAUUUUCAUUCACGUCGUCUGCUGUUGUGUCUGCUAACUAAGAACCUGUGCCUGCUGGUACUCAUGAUUGAAUCACAGUGUGUUUGUUUUGUGUUAUUUGUUUGUGUGUGUGUGUGUGUGUGCGCGCGCGCUGACUGCCCAGUUCUCUGUCAGUGAGACAAUAUAUCAUUGAGGAUGAGUCAUAGCCAGCAGAGUCUUUGUCCAUUGUGGUUACAUACUGGAUCUCUCUCCGAUAGAACAAUUAUCACACGUAUACGUAGGUCAACACACAUAGUAUGAAAACAGAACCGCAUAGGCAGAAACACACAGACAAGGGGAACCACACACACUGACACACACACACACAUCAUGGUACACACAUGACACCCGGGCUGCUCGAUUUUGUUGUCACAAAGUGAGCAGUGUUGUGGCUAAGCUGUAGCAGAACCGCACUGUCCUCACAGUCACAACAACGAUCUGUCUGGAGCUAACUGUUCAAAGGGGAGACUGGUGGAAAUUGACUUAAUCUAACUUGCUGAAAUGACAUUAGUGGUGGUUGGGAAGUGGGUAUACUGUGUGUUCACAGAUGAGAAGUGUUUACUGUGUUUACCUCCAGCUGUGUUCAACCAUAUAAAGAACACACUUCCUUCACUGGCUCUGGCUCUUUU